UGGGUGCGUGGGCCUGUGUGAUAGUCGUGCUGUAAUAUUAUGUGGGAUGGGAAUCGCUAACUGGAAGUGAGAACCGGUUGUCUAGCAGUAUGAACACUAUGCUGUCUUGCGCCUGUCUGUACACUGUUUUAAUUUAUAACCUUUUGGCCUGAGUUGGCUAAUCUUUUCCCGGAUUACUAGCUUUAUAAGCCACUCUACGAUUAACUGACCUUGUUUAAAAAUGUUAGAGAAAGGGGUCUUUCCUUCACCAGAUGUCUUGUAAAUAAAAAAAAGCAUAAAAAAGGGGCGAAUUGCCGUUUUUAUUAGGCAACAUCGUGACUCGUAAGAGAUAAGUCCGAGCUCGGAGGAGCACCUGAAGGCGUCAGCCGUUAACCGCCCCCACUGCUGCCGAACAGGAGCCGUGAAGAAGCAGCCGGAGCGACAGGCUGUGGGCUAAGUUUGUCCGCCCUGGCUUCCCAUCACGAGUCGACGGGGCUUUGUUUCAUUGAUGAACAACAGAAGAAACCGUCGCUGGCGUUUUAACAUUCACACCAAAAGUGGAGGCGUUAGAGACGGUCAAGCACGUUCGUGACACUCCAGAUAAUUUGAGAGGGACACAAAAAGAAGAAGAAGAAGAGAGGAAAGGAGGGAGGGAGAGGGAAAAGUGCGACGGUGGACGAAGUUGACACUUCGCUGUCAUGUUUGGUACUUGUUGAAUAGGCUGUGUGUACAUCCACAACACUGGAGGCUGUGUGGGCAGCGUGCUGGGAACAGGGUCUUGUGUAUCACCAUGAGGCUGUGACAGAUCAAGCACAAUGAUGGCAGAGCUGGAAAUUGACCAGUCCAACCUUCCACGUGUCCAAGAAGUGUGCCAGUGUUUUGCAGUGCUGGAGGAUGGAGUGUUAGCACACAACCUGCAGGAACAGGAGAUCGAGCAAUACUAUACCACCAACAUCCAGAAGAACCAGCUAGUGCAGAAUGACAUCCGUGUAGCCAAAAGGCUGCAGGAUGAGGAAGAAGAGGAGCAGGCCCAGCAGAGCAGCGUCCUCAGACAGGCCUCAAGACAACUAGAGGAGGAGGACUUUGAGUAUGCUCGCAUAAUUCAGGAGGAGAUCCAGCGUUGUGCUGAGGAGGCCCGUAGGAGGGAGCAGGAAGAUGAGGAAAUAGCUAAACGAAUGCAGGAAGAGGAGAUGCAGAGAAUCGCAAGGAGGAGCAGAGGGCAGGAGGACCAGAGUGAAGGCUGCGCCAGCGAUCCUGCACUGCCAUCCACACACCAGCACACACUCAGCAACCAUCACCCAGGAGAGGAGCAGUACUCAUAUACCACCACCAGGUGGCAAUGUUCUACCUCUCAUAACCAUUCAGACUUAACUGGGCCUCAGGCUGACUGCCCCAGGGGGGUAGCAGCACAGAAAAAUACAACUUCAUGGUCAAAUCAAGGACAUAGAGAUUCCAUAAGGGAAAUCAGGAACGAAUUGAGAGAGUGUUUGAGUGAGGAUUCAGAGGACUCGGACACAGUUUUCUCUGAACAGCUCGCUGUCUGGUCCCGGAGACUGAAUGAAAGACAUAACACGGCACCUCCUCGAUGGCAGGUAUCUUUACAUCAGCCGCAGGAGAGAAACUACAGAAGUCUUUGCUCUCGCAGCAGCUUCACAAAUGAGUCCAGAGGCUUGGAGGAGGAAAGAGGAGAGUGGAAUGAGAACCGCUAUAAAAAUAGUGACCUCGAGAAGAGGAGGCCUAGGAUUUGGGAUCUGGAAAGGAACAAUAUAGAGGAGUAUGAAGGUUUGCACAGAAGUAGAGGCCACGAUAGAGACUCUAGCAUAGCCGAGGUAAGAGAAAGGCGAUGUAAUCGCAGUGAAUCUGUCAGGCUACCUGACAGGAGCAGACAUGGCAGCAGAGACUUGGCGAGGUCCUGGAGCUAUAAGGACAACCCUGACAAACAUGUCCAUUUUCAGGAGAACACCAGGAGCUCUAACAGGCAUCAGGAUGAAACCAGCCGAGUGUGGGAGAUGCUGGGCCAGGUCCUCCAAGAGAGGGGUGUGCCUGUAAGGUUUAGCAACAGCGGGGUGCAGCUACAAAUAAGAGCUCAAAGCAGAGACAGCCAGGUGCUUCAUGGGAGUGAGGUCUCCUGUGGUGACUCCCAACCACAUCAGAGAGUCUUCCAGAGAACUGCCACCACCAGGCACAGUUUCCAUGGAGAUAUCAGGGAGAGGAGGAGGUUGUCAUACCAAGAGAACAGUGGGAGAGAUCACAGACAAGACGGAGACUGGCAUCGUAGUAACAGGGAGUAUGAUGGAAAUGUUGAUGAGAUUAGUAAUCGAGACCCAUAUCUUGCUAACAGAGAAAAAGGAAGCAGUAGAAGGUAUAAAGAGCACGGAUACACUAUCAGUGACGUGAGGGAGAGGAAUGCAAAUGAUUGCAGGGUCAAGAGGACAACGAGCGAGCGCAGGCACUGGCACAGGACCAUAGAAGAAAGGUUAAGCUCAGAGGAGGAGCAGGAGGCGGAGAGGAGAGUAGAGAGGCCCCGUCGAAGAGCCCCACAGCGUAGCCAAAGCUUCAGCAGCAGCGGGGCUUCAACCAGGGAUAGGUCAAGGCACGUGGCAGCAGGAGCGUCACUGCAACCAGAGCCAGGUGAGGCAAUCCUGGACCUGGGGGAGCUGCAGCAGGUCCUGGAGGAUGAAGAACUAGCUCACAGGCUGCAGGAGGAAGAGGAGAAGCUGUUGAGGAGGAACUCGCAGCCCUCUCCAAGUAGCUCGUACCCAGAGGGAGAUUUCAGAGUAGCACAAGUGGCGCAGGAUGAGGAAAUUGCACGCUUUAUGCAGAAGCAGGAAAUGAAGUCGAAGCGAAGAUCUCGUGAGCUCGAAGGGCCAGCGUCAUGGCGCGAGCACAGAGCGAUGAUCAAUCAUCAUGACAGACGAGCUGCAAGAGACAGACCGGUCCAGCGAGAGAGGCUUGACUCAGAGGGCCUUCCUUCCCCCACUGAGGACUGCUCCCCAGAGAACCAGCCACCCAGCCCCUUCUCCACUAUACCACAAGGCCAGCAGAUCAGAAACAUUGCGGAGGAGCUGGACCCAACCUUCCAGGCCAGGAGGCAAGGCACAGAGAGCCUCAGAGUGGGACAAGCAGGUACCACAAGCACUCAAAAUAAAACCAACAGAACAAUGGGUGGACACUCAUAUCCUGUUUCCUCCGAUAUAGGCCCGACUUGUCAGUCACUUCCCGUGCCCCAGUCUGGCUUACAUGACCUCCUGGAGGAGCCUACUUUCAUCCCACCUACAAAGCGGCAAACGGACAAAUCAGCACGCAUUAAACCCAAAGAGAAGAAGGAAAAUUGCAAGCAACAGUAAUUUUCAACACGUCGUGCUGUUGGAGUGCUUAUAUAUACUUUAUAUUUUAUAACACUAAAUACCAGUUCAGCUACAGAGUUGUCAUUACUUAUGACUUUAAGGUUGAAGCCAGCAGCCCCUAUUAGCACUUUAGACCAGUGGGACAAAGACAAAGAAUUGAGAGAAGUGACAUUUUACAAUAUUUCUUCAUUAAGUGAAUAACGACAACACUAUGGACUCACACCGUUAUAACUUUCAAAGGGAAAAUUUAGGGUUAUUGAAGUAUUGUUUGAAUUCUUCAGUGUUAGAGUGUUUAAUUUAAACAGUAUAUCUUUUUUUAUUAUAUUUGUAACUUGUAUUUGUUUUUAUUUAGUUAAGCAUCAUGAACAUCCAUCCAUUAUCAUAACUGCUUUUGUUUCGUAAUUUGCUUUUUGGUGGUGACGCAGCAGUCAGCACUGUGCCGCACAGCAAAAUAGGUCAAAACCACCAGCCGGCUCGCAUUUUUUCCCUUAAGUGGCAUCUUUAAAUCAAGUUGCCUGUCAGGAAGAAAAUCUAAAGUGGCCAGUGGUUCCCAACCCAGAGCCCUCUUUCUGUGGGGCGACCACACUAACCACUGCACCACCGAAGAGCAUUAAAAAAAACAAGUAACUGUGAUAACCUUUGAACUGGAGUGGCGUUUUCGGACAGGCCGCUUACAGACAUCCACUUUGCCAACUUAUCUUUACAGCAGUUUGCCAAGGCUCCAGCCAUGUUCACAAUGGUACAAUGACAAUCAAAUGAACUUAUUUAACCCUGAAAUGGAAAUCCCGUUUUUUAAAGACAUCACAACAAUCAUGAAAUUAUGCUCAGUUUUUUUCGUAAUAGUCAGAUGUAACUAUAUCCUUUGGAGACAGUAUGAGGAACAAAGAUCCACUUAUUAGCUUUUUGUGUGUUUCAACUGUUUCUCACGGUCAUUCACAUCAGAAACCAAAGACGGUCCUUGAACUGAGAUGGAGGUCAAGUCUCUCCAUACACACAACCACUUGUUAUCAGGACUUCCCCACAUAGCUGGGAGAAGCGGUUAAAAAGCUCCCAACAAUUUGUAAGUAGACUUUUUAAGCCUAAAUUAUGUGGUACAUAUCCAACCUUUGUUUUUGUAUAUUUUGCCAGGUGGGUUUUUAUCAGUCCAGACACCAUUAUGAUGCCAAUUAACAUCAUUCAUCAUACAGAAUGGUUUCUCUAACAGAAGAUUUGAUUUUUAUGCACAUAUAAUCAGUCAUUGAUCUCAGUUUUUUGCUCUUUGUAUGUUCAUUUUACCCACGUUUAAAACACUCUUUGUUGUUUUUUGUUUGUUUUUUACAAAUGAAAUACGCCACUGCUAAGGUGGACCACUAUGAAUGCAAUUGUUCUGUAAGAAAGUGCAACAAAUAAAAUAAAAAAUCCCCA
Epinephelus lanceolatus (giant grouper) is the source of this 4730-nucleotide messenger RNA. Lineage: Eukaryota; Metazoa; Chordata; Actinopteri; Perciformes; Serranidae. The record is from RefSeq and is a predicted model, not a curated record.